Molecule: messenger RNA, 1277 nt
Organism: Sinocyclocheilus grahami
Lineage: Eukaryota; Metazoa; Chordata; Actinopteri; Cypriniformes; Cyprinidae
Product: proline-rich protein 2-like
Exons: 2
Coding region: 49-558 (169 amino acids)
Source: RefSeq, a predicted model, not a curated record
UUACCUUGUUUUUGAACAGGAUUCCCUCCUGCCGCCCCGGUGGUCUCUAUGAACCCCGCAGGUCCUCCUCCAUCCGUCACAGAAACCCCAACCGAAGAACCUUCAAAUGAAUCCCUCGAGGCUCCCAAGAGUCACAUGGACCCGACAGGAGCUCAAGCGCUCAGUCCGCCGCCUCUCAGGGGGUUUCUGGGGCCCAGACCGGGACCCCUACCGCCACACCACCCUGUGGGGCUCCGCCCACCCUUCAUGCCCCCUUUCGCUAAUAACGCCCGUCCCAUCCUGCCCCCUCCCAAUAUGGCCCCUCAAAUGAUGCCCCCUAGGGGCCCCAACCCCAUGUUCGGAGAACCCCCUGCAGGGCGAUUCCGGAUGCGCAUGAUAGGUCCUCCAAGACACGAUUUCCCCCGUCACAGGCUCCCAAUGGGUCCUAGAGGAGAGGAACCGCACUGGCGGGAUCAAGGACCUGAAAGGGGCCCGGACAGAUUUGGAAACGAGCCACCGUUUCAUCGGGGUGGAUGGGGAAGGGGGGGCCCUCGUGGACGAAGUCGCUUUGGGAACUGAGUUGCGUGGUUUUUUUAGGUACUGCUGGCUUCAGCUGUGACUGGACUGCGGAAAACGUGACUCUGCGUCCCUGUGAAACGGGAAUACGGAGAACAUAUUCCAUGUAUUAUAUACAGAGUCCACAUGAAAUUAACAGACACUGUUUGACAUCUCUGAAUAUGAGUGAUAGUGCUCAUCUUUCUACGUGUCGUCAUGUUCGCUUAAAUAGGCGAGACAGAACCAGGGAUCAUAUAUUAUGAAAUUCCCAUCUCGCUCCAUGCGAAUUCAUGCGAGGUCUGUCAUUUUCGGACGUUACACUCACUACCAUAGACUAACAUAAGAGGUCUAGUGUAACUUGUUAAAUGUAAAUAGUACAGUUUGCACAUUUCUCAAUUGUUCUAUGAAGAACCAUCUGUGGAAAAUGUUCAGCCCAUCUUCCGUUGUGUAUAUUUGGAGGUAGUAUUUACUUUGAAGCUUCUGUAGGCUUUCAGUGAGGAAGAAGAACAAAACUCUAGUCAGCAGUGGAGCAUCAUCUUUGGCCGGCUAAUUUUACGAAGCUAUUUUUUACCAAUCAAUCUUGUUUUCUUUUUCUGUCUUAAUGGUUUAUAUUAACAUGCUAAAACGAACUCGAGUAAAUGUUGUGGCUACUUAAACUGACUUGUUAGUUUUCUUUUGCAAGGAGUUGAAGUGUAGAGAAUGCAGUUCUGCAGUUUUCUCAGUAGAGGGCGCUAUUUGUCAAG